Messenger RNA from Eremomyces bilateralis CBS 781.70, 1454 nucleotides. Its product is annotated as ribosomal protein S2. Gene Ontology annotation, cellular component: mitochondrial small ribosomal subunit; ribosome. The transcript has 4 exons. Gene Ontology annotation, molecular function: structural constituent of ribosome. Gene Ontology annotation, biological process: translation. The record is from RefSeq and is a predicted model, not a curated record. Lineage: Eukaryota; Fungi; Ascomycota; Dothideomycetes; Eremomycetales; Eremomycetaceae. The coding region runs from base 75 to 1241 and encodes 388 amino acids.
GUUCACCGUGUCCCAGCUUGACCUCGACGACCGCCAUUAAUUACCCCAGUGACUUGACCAAUGGUGACUGAUUCAUGAUAUCGCGAAGAUUGAUCUUGCGGCAGGGCCGCAGAGCACUCUCCCAACCCUUCAACACCCAGUAUCGAGCAUAUACCCGAGUACAGACAAGCACAAGGGAUAAUGCAGGUUUGGAGGGAGAGAAUGAAGUGGACGCGGUGAAGCAAUUCUUUGAACGCCAGUCCGCAGCAUUAGCCGCCAGUCAACCAUCCGCAUCGCCCACGCAAUCAAACGAGGUGGAUGUCAAGGACGCCGAGGAUACUGGAGACACCGCCAACUAUUAUCACCUUGCUCGACACCAAAAGAAAUCUAACACUCAGUUUGGAAGCGCUCAGGACCCUUUCUAUAAACCCCGCGAGUUGAUCACGAAUCCCCCCAAACCAGAAGAUAUCACGCUCGAACUCCUUCUUGCUUCACAGUCACAUCUUGGUCACAAAACCUCGUUAUGGAACCCAGCAAACUCGAGAUACAUUUUCGGCAUACGUGACGGCAUUCACAUCAUCUCCCUCGAAGUCACAGCGGCGUUCCUCCGCAGAGCCGCAAAGCUGGUGUCUGCGGUCACCGAAGCUGGCGGGCUUGUUCUCUUCGUCGGCACACGAGCGGGACAGGAUCGAUGUGUGGUGAAAGCCGCCGAACUUUCCGGGGGAUGCCAUCUCUUCGAGCGAUGGACUCCUGGAGGCAUCACGAACGGGACCCACAUAUUGGGUCAGUGCAAAACGAAGGUGGUUGAUGAACACGAACAGGAGCUGCCUGGCUAUCAGAACCAAUUAUCCCAGCGUGCGGCGCUCAAGCCGGAUCUUGUGGUUUGCCUCAAUCCAUUGGAAAACUAUGUGUUGCUUCACGAAUGCGCUCUGGAUAAUAUUCCAACCAUUGGUAUCAUAGAUACCGAUGCCAACCCUGCCUGGGUAACAUAUCCAAUCCCUGCGAACGAUGACAGUCUUCGGUGUGUACAGGUAAUCGGGGGUGUCCUUGGGAGAGCGGGCGAGGCAGGCAAACAACGUCGUCUAGCCGCCGCAAAGGAAGGAUAUUUAACCUAUCAGCCCAAGCAGCAACUUAAGAAACCGACGUUCGCAGACCUUGCCCAGGAAAAGCUCCAUGUUGAAGCCGAUCUUCCACCGGCACUUCCACCGGCACCCACACCGGCGUCCCACGCAUCAUCAGAUGGGGAACAUCUUGUACAGUAGUAGUAACCAUGUAUAACUAGACGCCUGUGCUCCCGGGCCAAAGAAUACCAUCAGCCCUUCUUGCAAGAACUGUUCAUACCCGAUCGUUGCUCCGGGGAAACGCAACAAGCACGACCGCGAUACUACUAUGAUGCCCUAUUUCAAGCAAGGUUCCUUCUGUCAUUCAUUGGAGCAGCAGGAUAAAAUUUGAACAGCCGAGUAUGAACGCCUCCC